Amoebophrya sp. A120 is the source of this 2289-nucleotide messenger RNA. The record is from the annotation of a GenBank genome assembly. Lineage: Eukaryota; Dinophyceae; Syndiniales; Amoebophryaceae.
AGAUCAAGAGGCAGUGGCAGGUGGUCAACAAGUAUAAGAAUACGUAAGCAGAAUUUAAGACGAGUGUGCGCAGUUAGAUGUGGUGGAACAAACGGGGCAACAUAUCAGCACGAGCACCGCUUUUUACAAGAGUUAGAGUCGCAGAACUCUUUUUCUGCGUACAAAUGUUGGUAUGUAUCGGCUAAAUUUUACUGUAAUCAUUUCUGUUGUCUGUCAUUCAAUACAUUGACAUUCAUAUCAUUAUCAGACGGGCACGGGAGGUCAGAGUUACGACCGUCGCGGUCUUCAUAAUCACGACAGCAAGCAAUAUGGCAUCCUUUAUUCCACGCGCAGCCGAAAAAAUCCAAGUGUUGUGGGACGCGGAUAGAAGCCGCCACCCGGCCACUUACAGGGUUUUGCAAGUGCGCGCCGAUCCCGCCAACGCCGAGACGACGCACGUUUUGCUGGAAAAAUGCGGCAAAAACGACUACGUUGCUAAUCUCGUGAUUGACAAUAGCGGCGUCGGAUUGAGCAACGGGGCGCUGCAGAUGCGCAAGCCCCUUCGUGGAGGCGGCGGAUACGAAUCGGACAGGGUCCUCGGUGAAAUUCGCCGGGUUGCGGACGACGACAGCGCUGGAGCUGCAAGUCAAAAGGAAAGGCUGCGACGGGCGGAGGUCAGCCGGCUGCACCGGCGCAUGCGCGGCCACAAAUCUGCUGCGAAGGAGCCGCCCCUGGAAAUUCCGGGCUACAUCACUGGCAAAUCCAAGAACAUCGUGGAGGUAUGCGUGUUCGACGCCAGCCCCAGCGCUCUGCACUACCCCGGCGGCAAUGAUGUGGUUGACCUGCCAACCGUCGAUUUGCAGCAAGAACUUCGUGUAUUUAGCCUUCCGCCGAACGAACUGCUAAACCGAGACUGUGCGGAGUCGCUUAUCAAGCACAAGGUGUUGAUUUCGAAGCUGUUUGGAAACGGCCUGCAGAGCAGGGACGUACAGGAUUUUAUGGCAGGUGCAGGUCCGUCCUCGCCCCCAGUCUCUGCUGGCGGAGCAGAUCCUUUGCUCCAGCCGCCGCUUGUUCCGGUACGCCGAAGUGCAUUCCUGUGUCAGCUAGCAGAAACACGGGAUCCUCCCGAGCUCGUGAAUUUCCGGGAAUACCGAUUGUACGCCGAAUUCGAAUGCGAUUGCGGUGUGGCUGAGUCCGAGGAAGGUGGCCCCGGUCGGGAUGCGGUAUACCGCUGGGACACCGUGAAGUGCUACGGUGGGUACUGGAAUCCGAAAUUGGCGACGGACUACGAAAACGAGGAGGACCGCGAUUUGAUCAACAGUGUGCGUCGUUUGAAUCUACGUGACGCCACGUCGGUCGAAAGUGAAAACGAAGAUGAAGACCCGACCUAUGAUGACGAUGACAAUAUCAGCACAUGUGGGUGUGAUCGGGACCGCAAAAAGAAGUGCGGGUGCCUGCACACGCUGUGGUACUGCAGUACGGAACAUCAAAACUCGUCGUCCGCCUCCCGGUGGAAGCAGUGGGCAAACGUGAGCGAAACGGAAAAGCCGAAGCAGAUUUGCAGGAAAUGCGAGGAACCGGUGGAAGCAAUCAAGGCGGAGGUGUUUUGGGACCACCAUCCACACGGCCAGCACUUGCCCGAGUACUGCCCGAAAUGCAUUCGCAAGAGGGCGUACUGCAGCGAGGAGCCGACGGACGUGUGCGAAAUCUACAAACUCAUCCUGCGCGAACUUCACCCAGAUCUGACCUGGAAAGAAACUCCCUACGGGAUGAUGAGUGAGUUUCUAGUCACAACCCCUCACAGUCGUACUGGCGGCGAGGACGGUGAGACUCUCCGCGUGUUGCUGCGCAUUGAACCGCAACUGUUCUUCAUCAACGAAGCGGAGGCGACGCGCACAGCGGAGCGCAAAGGAUCCGGUGGCAAAGGUGGUAAGGGGAAAGGCAAAGGAAGAGACAGAAGGAGGUGAAGUGACAGAGAAGAUACUUUAGUUUGACGAAGCUCUUUCGUUGAGUAUGGCAACGACAUUUUUCCUUAGCGAGUUCUAUUACGAGUUCUUGAAUUAUAUGCUAGGUUGAAAGCCGUAUUUUUGUUUAAUCACGCGAAAAUCGCGCUCAUUCGACGGCUUCAAAGGCACAAGCAAAUGGAAAAUAUCGCGACGAAUUUUGAGUCGCGCUCAUUCGACGUAGAAUACAGCGAACUUACUUGCUGUCGACAUAUCUUUGUAUGAUUUGAACACGACCCAUUCUUUAGAUUUCGUCCGGUUCCAAGAAACAACUCAUUGAGCAUUCUGGCCCACGACUUGCUUGGAU